CUGACGCUCGGAGCGAAGUGGGAGAGCAAAGAGGGAAGGGGACAGGAAGAAGGAAGAAAGAGGAAAAAGAGAGUGAGGAAGGAGAAGUAUCGCGCACCGGAAAGCCGAAUAGAAACUCACUUCGACGACCGCGGGGAUUCAAUUUCGCCCUUUGGUUUUCGCUUGUGUCGGUCUGAUUUCUUUCUCUUUCCCAGUUUACGUUUCCGCGGUAAAUGCAUACCCCGUCGGAAGCCGACCGAUCGCCUCGCUCCCCAAGGGCGCCGUUUCCCGGAGGUCUCGCCGUCGUUGGGGCCACCGGACAGCGAAAGAUCGCGAUCGCCGUCGAUCUGAGCGACGAGAGCGCGUACGCCGUGAAAUGGGCGGUCCAAAACUAUCUGCGACGGGGGGACACCGUGAUCCUGCUGCACGUGCGGCCGACGAGCGUCCUGUAUGGCGCCGAUUGGGGCUCGAUCGACCUUACCGUCGACACAGAUGAGGAGUCGCAGCAGAAACUAGAGGACGACUUCGACGCCUUCACGACGACGAAGGCGUCGGACCUCUCGCAGCCGCUCGUUGAGGCGCAGAUCCCGUUCAAAAUCCACAUCGUCAAGGACCACGACAUGAAAGAGCGGCUCUGCCUCGAGGUCGAAAGGCUGGGCCUCAGCGCGGUGAUCAUGGGCAGCCGGGGGUUCGGAGCCUCGAAGCGGACCAGCAAGGGCCGUCUCGGCAGCGUCAGCGACUACUGCGUCCACCACUGCGUCUGCCCGGUCGUGGUCGUCCGCUACCCGGACGAUAAGGAGUGCGGAGGGGCAGGCGCUGCCGGGGAGAAAGCGACGGCGAAGAAGGAGCCAGAGUUGCACCCUGUCCCGGAGGAAGAGCCGGUGUGCCUUCCUGCUUCCGACGUUCACAAAGAAAAAGGGAAUUGAGCUCACAUUAAGUGAUGCUUAGCCUGAUCUUCGUCGGUUAAAUCACACGUGGAGUUAUGAAAGCGUUGCAUCUUGGUGCUGUUUGAUGUCGAUGCUGAACUUUGGAUCAAGUCGUGGGUAGUUUUUGUAGUCUCAAGUUCUCAACUGCACAUCAAUUACUUGUGGUUAUGAAACCGGAGGCAACGAUGCUGUUGAUGUAUCUUGUUUGGAUUAGGUUUUCCUUUGAUUCUCAGUUCUAGACCUUUUACAGUUCCAUACAUGUGCCUGGUUGGUUUCCUGA
Nymphaea colorata (pocket water lily) is the source of this 1185-nucleotide messenger RNA. Its product is annotated as universal stress protein PHOS34-like. The coding region runs from base 213 to 905 and encodes 230 amino acids. NCBI's taxonomy places the organism in Eukaryota, Viridiplantae, Streptophyta, Magnoliopsida, Nymphaeales, Nymphaeaceae. The transcript is spliced from 2 exons. The record is from RefSeq and is a predicted model, not a curated record.